Molecule: messenger RNA, 2048 nt
Organism: Vespa crabro (European hornet)
Lineage: Eukaryota; Metazoa; Arthropoda; Insecta; Hymenoptera; Vespidae
Product: A-agglutinin anchorage subunit-like
Exons: 6
Coding region: 190-1923 (577 amino acids)
Source: RefSeq, a predicted model, not a curated record
GCGAAUGCUAUAUAAGAUGAUCGCCGACACCAGCUGACUCAGUCAUUCUCUUGCAACAACGACGCACAACUGAAUUUAUUCCUUUCGCGAUAAUUUUUUUUGUCUCGCGUUCAGUGGUAACAUCAACGUAUAGAUACGACGAAGAGUAAUAAGCCGGAACGCACACUAUCUCGACGAUCUAUACGCGCGAUGGACAUCAGGAUCUACGCUCUACUGCUUCUUUUUGUAUUCGUUGGAUCCAACGCCGAAUUCCGUCCUUCUGCCCGGCAUCGUAGAGAUGUCGAAAGGAACAAUGGUGAAUACUACAAUAUAGCCAAGAUUAUAAAACGUGCGGUUGAUUCGUCUACUACGACUACUAGAAAGAGCAGCGAGGACAGCACUAGUACUAACAAUAAGAAUCCUGGCACUACGACUCCUAACACUGCAAGUCCUGACACUACGACUUCUAACACUGCAAGUCCUGACACUACGACUUCUAAUACUGCAAGUUCUGGCACUGUGAAUCCUAGCACUAAAAGUCCUACCACUACGAAAACUACCCCAUCGACUCCUAAGUCAACUCCUAAGCCGACAAGUGGCACUACCAAAGCCACGACCACUAAAUCAAAUCCUACAUCAACAGAAACGACUACUAAACCUAUUACCGAAGCAACGAGCAAACCACAAUUGGGUUUAAGAUCGGCCUUUGAAGAGAAAGAUGAUUCUUCAUCGAAACCUAGUAACUCCGAUGAAAAACCUGAGAAAAAACCAUCGUCUGUGUCAUCCCGUAUAAAACCGGAUACACCUGAUAAAAAAGACAAGAGUCCAUCUUUACCGUCAAUGUUAAAUUUGGGUUAUCCAUUGACUGGUGGUAACUAUCCAUUCCCUGGAUUUAACUCUAUACCACCUUACGGUCCUAACUAUGCAUUUACCAGUACCAGUAAUAGUCCCGGAGGAUCAGCGAGUGCAUCGGCUAGCAGUUUCGCCAGUGCCGGUACAUCAUCGGGCGGCCACCCAAUCUAUCCAGCGUACGAUUCACGUAGUGGAUUCUAUCCUAAUAAUCCAUUUUAUAAUCCAAAUGAAUACACUCCUGGUAAUAAAUGGCCAAUCAAUGACAUUCCUCAAAAUAAUCCUAUAAAACCUAUCACUAGUUCGCGUUCUUCUUUCGAUACGGAAGAUAAGCCUAAAUCUUCGAAUAAUUCGCCAACUGGUAAUAAUGCACAUCCAAUUAGUAAUCCUAAUUCUAUACCAUCAAUUGGACCACAAACUUUUCCAAAUUCUUUUUACGGAGGUCCUUACACUCCCAAUUUCGAUUAUCCCGCCGUAAAUUCGGUUCAGGGACCUAAUUAUGCCUGGACUAAUUCCGGGCCUGGUUACGCUGGAGCAUCUGCUGGUGCUUCUUCUGGUACUGGACCGUCGUUUGGUAGUCGUGGUGCAUUCCCCGACAAUAAUGCUGGAGCGGGAUAUAUGGAUAAUUCAGCAUACCUUCCUGGUAACAUAGAUCCUGGCUUCGGUUUCCCCCAUUCUGGAUUUGACUCAGAUUUUGGCAACAAUUUUGCAGCUCACCAACGCAUGAUGGAAGAACAUUUCAAGGCUAUUCAAGCACAAAUCGAAGCUCAACAACGAGCGAUAUUCGAGGCAAGCAAUGGAUUAAAUUCCGGACCAGGUUCUUCUGAACCAGGAUUGCAAUCUGCUAUUUCGAGCAUUAGUGUCGGGCCUAGGGGUGGUUUUCAGGCUGCUGAGAUAAAUCCUGCUGCUCCAGGAAUAGAGUCUCGAUUUGCUAAUGAAUUACCACCACCAUCAAGAGGACAAUAUGGUGUUUUUGCUAGUUCCCAUUCUUCUAGUGCAACAGAUGGCACUGGAAGAACUAUUGGUCACAAAUCAGCGACCACUGGAGUAAAUGACAAUGGAAAAAUUACCUUCCGUACUAUCCAAGAUAAAUAAUCUUACUAUAAUGUAUUAAAUAUAUAUGUUUGUGUGUGUGUGUAUGUGUGUGUCUCUAUAUAUCUAUAUCACAUGUAUGUAUAUGCAAAUGUGCACAUUCAAUUAAACUAAAUCUUUGCAUAGAA